This is a messenger RNA of Protopolystoma xenopodis, 273 nucleotides long. NCBI's taxonomy places the organism in Eukaryota, Metazoa, Platyhelminthes, Monogenea, Polystomatidea, Polystomatidae. The record is from the annotation of a GenBank genome assembly.
AUGGUCGGCUUGAGCGGGCAAAAGGGAGUUGGAUUAGCGCGUCGCGGAAACGGGGUUCGGUGGACGGGGGGAGUCGCUAUUCCCACUGGCCGUUGCUGUGUCUGCGCUACUAUCAACCAGGCAGACUCUCCAUUACUAUUGUCCUCUCAGAAAGCAUAUACACACACACACACAGACGAACAGUUAGACCCUUCCAACAGGGCUCGACGCGAAGGAGGAAAGGAGCAAGCUGUGUCGUGGCAACCAAUUGACUGCGGAGGGUGGGGCAAUUAG